Pseudozyma flocculosa PF-1 is the source of this 942-nucleotide messenger RNA. RefSeq lists its product as uncharacterized. Bases 1 to 942 code for a protein of 313 amino acids. Gene Ontology annotation, cellular component: cytoplasm. Gene Ontology annotation, molecular function: phosphatase activity. The record is from RefSeq and is a predicted model, not a curated record. The transcript is spliced from 4 exons. NCBI's taxonomy places the organism in Eukaryota, Fungi, Basidiomycota, Ustilaginomycetes, Ustilaginales, Ustilaginaceae.
AUGACAUCUUCCGACGAAUCCACAGCGAGCGGGAGCCCGCUCACCUCUCGCUCGCCACCGCGCAGCUGGAAGUUCAGCACGGUCCCGGACUUUUUCAUCUACGACGCGGCGGCGGCCGGGUCGAGUUUGCCGGCCAUCGACGGCAACUUUGGUCUGGCGCCCAACGUGACCUGGGCGUCGUUGCGGUCCAAACUCGACGAGCUCAACCGCGCGGGCGGCGGCGAUGGAUCGGCGUACAAGCUGGUGUACGCCGGGCGGCACGGCGAGGGGUACCACAAUGUCGCCGAGGCCUACUACGGCACGGCGGCGUGGGACGAGCACUGGUCCAAGCUCAACGGCAACGGCACCUCGACCUGGGGGCCCGAUGCGCUCCUCACGCCCACCGGCAUCGACCAGGCGCGCUCCGUCCACGCCGCCUGGCUCGCCAUCCUCUCCCGCCCUUCGGAGCAGGACCGCGCACCGCUCCCGCGCAGCCUCUACUCGAGCCCCAUGACGCGCAGCACAAAGACGCUCGAAAUCACCUACGCCGGCAUCCUCUUUGACGGUCCCAACCACAAGGACGACGAGAAGAUCAAGGGGACCAAGCGCGUCAAGCCCGUCAUCAAGGAAGGGUUCAGAGAGGUCUAUGGAGAGCACACGUGCGACAAGAGGAGGACCAAGAGCGAGAUCCACAAGAUUGUCCCCGAGUUUAGGUUCGAACACGGCUUCGCCAAGGACGAUGAGCUCUGGACCACGGAGCGAGAGACAAACGACCACGUCGACGAGCGCAUCCAGGCCACGCUGGCGCAGGUGUGGAACGACGACGACCACGAUGUGAUUGGCAUCACGUCGCACUCGGGCGUCAUGCAGAGCCUGUUCCGCGUCACGGGCCACAGCCGCAUCAAGCCGGCCACGGGCGCCUUUAUCCCGCUCGUCAUCAGGGGCACCCCCGUCGAUGCCUGA